UUAUUGGAAAUGUUGCUAUUGUGUUAAAAGAACUUUAUUUCCUAUAAUCGACAUCCUGCGUAUUUUUUUUUUUUUUUGUGUGUGCUAAUUAGCUGUGUUAGAAGCAUAAUGAAGAAAUUUGUUUUAUUAAACUGGAAUUAACAAGUAACAGGUGUUCACAAAAUAUUUAUAAACUUGAAUCUAAUUGAAAUCAGAAUUAAAGUUUGAAGUUAUGAAGAAAUCAGCAAGUGGGUUUUUAAAUAAAGUUACACCUCGGAAACUAAUUCGCAAAGCAGCUAGUCGAGCUGAUCUGCGAUCUCUAAAUGAAAAGGUUUCUCUUGAGAGAGUACUAGGUUUGACAACCACCAAUUCAAAUGGAAUCGCUUGUAAUCCUAUUUCCGGAGUUGUUGCUUAUCCUGCUGGAUGUGUAAUUGUUCUCUACAAUCCAAAGUCUGAACAGCAAAGACAUAUUAUUAACCAAGAGAAAAAGACAAUCACUUGUUUAAAUUUUUCAGGAGAUGGAAAAUAUCUUGCAUCCGGCGAAUGUGGCCAACAACCAAUGGUUAGAGUUUGGGAGCUUGGAGAAACUAUAACACAAAUCUCUGAAUUAAAAGGUCAUAAAUCAGGAAUUAUUUCUGUGGAGUUCUCUCCUAAUCAGAAGCUUUUGGUAUCAAUAGGAGACCAUCAUGACAUGUUAGUCAAUAUUUGGAACUGGAAGGGAGGGCAUACAGUUGCAUGUAACAAAUCAGGGUGUCGGGUUCGGUCUGUGUCAUUAAGUGAAAAUGGACAGUAUUUGGUAACAGUUGGUAACAGACAUGUAAAGUUUUGGUACUUGAAUUCUGAAACUUCUUCGACAAACAUCCCAAUUGCUCCAAUCACAGGUCGUUCUGGUAUACUUGGUGACCAACGAAAUAACUGUUUUACAGAUGUGAUGUGUGGGCGUGGAAAGAAUUCUUCAUUUACAUACUGUGUUACCAAGUCUGGAUUAUUAUGUCUUUUUAGUGAAAAGCGUAUUUUGGAUAAAUGGGUUCAGCUUAAGGCUGGUUGCACAAAUUGUUUGGUUGUAACUGAAAAACAUAUUUACUGUGGAUGUUCUGAUGGCAUUAUAAGAGUUUUUAAUCCAAGUGAAAUCAAGUUCUUGGCCACAUUGCCUUUGCCUCAUAAACUUGGCAUUAAUGUUUGUGGUAGUAAAAAUCAGGAAAAUAUUACUGUGCAGCUGAAAAAUUAUCCGGAUGUGGUUGCUCUAGCUGUUGACGAACACAGUUUUAUUUUAUCUAGUGUGUACAACGAUCACAGCUUGUAUAUUUGGGAUAUACAUGAUGUUCAUAAUGUGCACAAGCUCAAUUCUUUCUUAUAUCAUAGUGCUUGUAUUUGGGGAGUAGAGACAUACAAAUGCUCAGGGGAUGAUCCCUUCUUACCAUAUGGAUCAUUUCUAACCUGCUCUUCUGACGAUACUAUACGAAUAUGGAAUAUGGAUCAAGAACCAAACGAAAGUAAUGUCUACUUUAAAAAUGUGUACAGCAAAGAAUUACUGAAAAUAGUCUACAUUGAUGAAGGGUUGUCAAAUUUACAAGAUACUUCAAUGACCCCUCUUGGGAAAGAUACAGACUCCAAGAAUGGUGUACGAUGCAUGCAAAUAAGCCCAAAUGGACAUUUAUGUGCUGCAGGAGAUAGAUCAGGAAAUUUAAGGAUUUAUAAUUUGGAAUUUUUUGACGAAAUAUAUCGAAUUGAUGCCCAUGAAUCAGAAAUUUUAUGUGUAGAAUUCUCAGAUCCAAAGUCAGAUUUCGAGUUGCUUGCAACAUCAAGUCGAGAUCGCUUGGUUCACAUAUUUGAUGUUCGAAACAAGUUUAAUCUUUUACAAACCAUAGAUGAUCAUUCAUCAUCCAUAACUGCAGUGCGAUUUAAUUAUGAUUUAGAUGUUCUUCAAUUGUUAAGCUGCGGAGCUGAUAAAGUGGUGAUGUUCCAUACUGGUCAAACAAAUAGUAAUGGCAGUAUUACCUUUAUUCGAAAUACCAUUGUUCCUGGAAAAUCCACACUGUAUGAUAUGGGAAUUGAUCCUACUAGGAAGUUAGCUGCAACUGUUGGACAAGACAGAAAUAUGAGAAUAUAUGAUAUUCAAGGAGCUAAGCAAAUACAGUGUUUUAAGGGUUCACAAAAUGAAGGAAAUCUUAUCAAGCUUCAAUUAGAUCCUUCUGGUGUCUAUGCUGCUAUUAGCUGCUCUGACAAAACAAUAUCCAUUUAUGAUUUUUCCCGCGGGGAGUGUGAAUCUGUUAUACUUGGUCAUUCAGAACUGGUGACUGGCCUUCAGUUUACUAGUGAUGGUAAACGGUUGAUAUCUGUGGCUGGUGAUGGUUGUAUUUUCAUUUGGAAACUUCCUACCGUGUUUACAGAGAACAUUUUGAAUAGAUUAGAAGAGCUUGAGAUUCCAUUUAUUCCUCGUGAAUGUGAUGAAGUAGAUACUCACCGAAAGACAUUUAUUAUUUCAUCUCCAACUUUACCAGAUGACGAAUCUAAAUUUAAAACACCUCCAAAAGACCUCUCAAGUCAUUAUCGCUUUAGUAUUGGUCAACUACCUGUAUGGGCAAGAAAACAGAUAGGAGUAGAAAACAAUUUGACAAAUGCAAAAGGGUCUAAUGCACCUUUGGGUCGAUGGGGAGAGAGAACAGAGGAACCAUUAAAUACAGUCCUUGAAAUUGAAAACAAAACAGUAACUUAUUCCACUAGUUUAUUGGAGUUUAAUGAAACAGCAGGCAAUGAGAGUAAAGUGUUGAAGCUUAGUGAUGAUAGUUUGAAUGGCGACAAUGAAAGGAGAUUUGAAGUGACAAGAAAUCAACGAUCUUCAAGCUGGAAAGAGGGUACUGAUGUUACUGAUCAUAAAUUGGACAGUGAAAGUGAAAGUGCUGAAUCCGUUAAUGACCAUGUCAAUAGUGAAGCAGCUGAAGAUAGUUUUUUAGAGAGUGAUUACGAAGAUGAUGCAUUUUCUCCACUCUCUGAACAUUUUGAAAAGCUAGGUACACCAAUUGUUACAAAGAUGCUAAAUAAACCAAACUAUCCUAAAAAUGCUGUGACACUCUUUAACCGUGCUAGUAUAUCCGCAAAGUUUUUGUCUCGUUCUCAGAAAGCGUCAAGGACUCAAACCGCAUCUAUUAAUGAUCAAAGAAAGCGACUAGAAAUUCUGAAAGCUCGAUUUAAUAAUAAAAUUAACACUAACAUUUCAACAAACAUAAAGUCAUCAAUGGAGAACAUUUUUUCCAAGGAUACCACGAGUCGUUCAAAUAUACAGGAGUCGAAGCAUUUUAAAAGUUGUCAAAACAUCUCUCAAAGUAACUCUGAAAAAACAUUUCACAGACUUUUAUCUUCGCCUAGUUUUAACGAAGAUGUGUCCAAAACGAGUCUUCAAAGUAGCACACCAUGGCGUUUGCUUGAUUCCAAGGAUCAUAGCUCAAAAGAACUUAAUUUAAAGCAAAAUGUUUGGAGUAGAUCAUCCUUUGGGAAAUCGUCAGUAAAAUCUCCAGGGUUUGACGAUACUUUAUCUGUUGACGGAAAUUAUGAAAAGACAGUUGUGUUACGUAAGAAAGGAGAUAACCGAAGACAAAAUCGACCAAGAUCGAUGUUUGUAGAGUCUAUGAACCAAAAAGUGUCUAAUAAAACACUACUGCAUUGUUUAUCUGAUACUGAAACAAAUGACAAUGAGGUUGUUCAAGAAAAUAUAUUCCCAAAUAAUGUAAAUUUUCAAUCAGUGAACUUAAAUCAAUCUCAAAAUCGCGACUUAGAAACCUCAUUUUGCGAAAAAAAGAGUUUUCAAAAGCAGCACUCAGAAACUCAUGAAUCAUUAGAAACAGUUUAUUGGAAACAUAAUCAAUUUCUAAACUCUGCAUGUGAAACUAAUGGUACAUCUGAAGACUUGUACAGCGAUUUUUCUAAAGACCAAAACCUGGGUCGUAUUGCAGUGGAAAUAAACGACAAUAUUUGUAAACUUAACAUGAAAUCAAAUUACGAUGACUACACUAAAAAUUGUGAUGUCGAUUUGGUUUUAAAAAGCCCUACUGUGCGUUCAGAGACCAUAAGAUCAGAUUCUCCGCCUCAAAGAGACACUUUUUUAACUGAUACAUCACUUUUAAAGAAUACCAGUGAUAACCAAGAAUCAGUAUCGUUAGUAAGCUGCCAAAAUAUAUUACAUACUUUUGUAAAAUCGUACAAUGAUGUUCGCCGAUUGCAAUGCAAGGUUAUCGAGCAACCUAGUUCCCCAAUUCAUUCUCAAAUUAUUUUGCUUAUUUCAAAAACAUACUUGGCUCUCGGGAAUAGCAUGAGUGAACAAAGAGAAAAGUUAAUCGAACAUCUUGAUUUGAUCGAUCAUCAACAAGACUUGAUUAAAUCAAAUUUGUUUCAAGAACUUGAAAGCGAGCUAUUGUCGAAUAAAGAAUCUUCUACUGUACUUUAUCUUCUUGAAAAAUAUUCAAAUUUAUUAUUAGAUCUGACGACAACAAAAAUAAAAGAAAAAUCGGGAGUUUGAACGAUAUUUGAAUCUUGAUAUUUGAAAGAGAUCAUCGCCUGUAUUUGGAACUAUCUUCGAAAACUGUCUGCAUAUCGUGCUAAACAACAUAAAUUUGAAAAGUGUUUUGAAUUUUGCAAGCUUUGCAAGUUCCAAUAGCCUUUUGUUUUGUUUUAAAAUACAAAUUGAUAAUACCAUAUGACGUAAUCAAAAAUGACUUUUCAAAAAAAGAAUCAUUAUAGGAAAUUGAAAUUUUGAAUUUUCAUAAAAAUUUUAUAUAAA
Molecule: messenger RNA, 4753 nt
Organism: Hydra vulgaris (swiftwater hydra)
Lineage: Eukaryota; Metazoa; Cnidaria; Hydrozoa; Anthoathecata; Hydridae
Product: WD repeat-containing protein 62
Molecular function (GO): protein binding
Source: RefSeq, a predicted model, not a curated record